Messenger RNA from Gracilinanus agilis (Agile Gracile Mouse Opossum), 819 nucleotides. Its product is annotated as acyl-protein thioesterase 1-like. Gene Ontology annotation, molecular function: palmitoyl-(protein) hydrolase activity; carboxylic ester hydrolase activity. Gene Ontology annotation, biological process: protein depalmitoylation. The transcript has a single exon. Gene Ontology annotation, cellular component: cytoplasm. The coding region runs from base 1 to 693 and encodes 230 amino acids. The record is from RefSeq and is a predicted model, not a curated record. Lineage: Eukaryota; Metazoa; Chordata; Mammalia; Didelphimorphia; Didelphidae.
AUGUGUGGUAAUAACAUGUCAGCGCCGCUCCCUGCCAUAGUCCCUGCAGCUAGGAAGGCAACUGCAGCGGUUAUUUUUCUUCAUGGAUUAGGAGACACGGGGCAUGGUUGGGCAGAAGCUUUUGCAGGUAUGAGAAGUUCACAUGUCAAAUAUAUUUGUCCUCAUGCACUGGUUAUGCCUGUUACCUUGAAUAUGAAAAUGGCUAUGCCUUCUUGGUUUGAUAUUAUUGGACUCUCUCCUGACUCACAGGAGGAUGAACAGGGAAUAAAACAAGCGGCAGAAAAUAUUAAGGCUUUGAUAGAUCAAGAAGUAAAGAAUGGAAUUCCAUCUCAUAGGAUUAUUUUGGGAGGAUUUUCUCAGGGAGGAGCUUUGUCUUUGUAUACUGCUCUUACAACACAGCAGAAAUUGGCCGGUGUUAUAGCUCUCAGCUGUUGGCUUCCACUUCGAUCUUCAUUUCCACAGGGCCCCAUUGGUGGGGUUAAUAAAGAUAUUUCUAUUCUUCAAUGUCAUGGAGAUUCUGACCCUUUGGUUCCCCAUAUGUUUGGUUCUCUCACUGUUGAAAAGUUGAAAUUAUUGGUAAAUCCAUGUAAUGUAAGCUUCAGUACCUAUGAAGGCAUGAUGCACGGUUCAUGUAACCAGGAAAUGUUGGAUGUUAAGAACUUCAUUGAUAAAGUCCUACCUCAAGUUGAUUGACAUCAUUUUAGAGGCCUUCUUUAGAAGUACACCAGCAUCAUUGUAGUCGAGUAUAAACUUUUUCACAUGCCCAGUCCUGAAACUUUAAUUCUACUAUAGCAGUGUUACUACCAAUUUGCAAAUACA